CCCCCGCAUCCCUGCCUCCCACCCCAGCGCAGCCCGAGUCCAGACCGGCUCCCGGGACUCCGGCGGCUGCGAGUCCCGGGCGCCGCUCGCUCCUCCUGAUUGGUUGAGCUCCUGUCAGUAGUAAAAAAGGAUCAGAUAGCAAACUGGGGACCUUCAUAAAGGCGUGGUGGGGAUGCUCGAGGAGCGGGCAGCCUAUGACAUCAGCCGCGCACGCCUGGGAUGCCCGCGGCGCCCGGCCAGACCCCGAGGAGGCGCAGGGUCCCGCCGGCCGAGAGCGCAGUAGCCCCGCUGCGGCGAGCGGGGAGGCCGCCGCUUUCCAGGGGACACGGGUUUCGGUCCCUGGCUGCCGCUGUACUCCUUCCUACCCAGGGGAGCUCGCGGAGAGUUGGAUGAAUUCUGGGUUGUUCACUUCGGUCAGCUGAGCUCCCGGGAGCCCGUUCCUGGUGGACAUCAGGGGGCGUCUGGCUAAGGGACCAGCGGCUCUCUGAGACUCAACUCAACAUGACACUCCUGGGGUCUGAGCACUCUUUGCUGAUUAGGACCAAGUUCAGAUCAGUUUUACAGUUACGACUCCAGCAGAGAAGGACCCAAGAACAGCUGGCUAACCAAGGCAUCGUACCAUCCCUGAAAAGCCCACCUGAAUUCCAUGAACAGAGAAAGCGUUUGGAUAGUGCCAAGCCUGAAGACACCCUGAAGCGCAAGGCAAGAAGCAGGUCCGACCGUGCAGCCGUGGUGAAAAUGCACAUACUCCAAGCUUCCACUGCAGAAAGAUCGGUUCCGACUGCCCAGAUGAAGCUGAAAAGAGCCCGUCUCGCAGAUGACCUCAACGAAAAGAUUGCUCUCCGGCCGGGGCCGCUGGAGCUGGUGGAGAAGAACAUACUCCCUGUGGACUCCGCUGUGAAGGAGGCCAUUAAAGGGAACCAGGUGACUUUCUCCAAGUCAGCGGAUGCGUUUGCCUUUGAGGAGGACAGCAGCAGCGAUGGGCUUUCUCCGGAUCAGACUCGAGGGGAAGACCUCCAGGGCUCAGCGGGAUCCCCCCCAGACACGAAAGCUACGGAGACCCCUUUGGCGGGUCCUCGCGGGACAGUCCAGGAUGCAGAAAAUGAGAGGAGUGAUUCAGCCCAACACCCCAGCAACCAGCCAGACCUGGGCAAGCAGGGGCUUGGCUCCCUGGGCACCCCCAUCCCUGUGCACACAGCCGUAAAGUCCAAGUCCUUGAGCGACAACAAGAACCGCCACAAAAAGCCCAAGGACCCCAAGCCAAAGGUGAAGAAGCUCAAAUACCACCAGUACAUCCCCCCGGACCAGAAGGCGGAGAAGUCGCCUCCGCCCAUGGACUCUGCCUACGCCCGGCUGCUCCAGCAGCAGCAGCUCUUCCUGCAGCUGCAGAUCCUCAGCCAGCAGCAGCAGCACCGCUUCAGCUACCCCGGGCUGCACGCAGCUCCGCUCAAGGAACCAAAUGAGCAGAUGGCCAGAAAUCCAAACGCUUCUUCAGCACCAUUGAGCAAUACCCCUUUGUCUCCUGCCAAAAACAGCUUUUCUGGACAAACUGGUGUCUCUUCUCUCAAGCCAGGCCCACUCCCAUCCAACCUGGAUGAUCUGAAGGUCUCUGAGUUAAGACAACAGCUUCGAAUACGAGGUUUGCCCGUGUCCGGUACCAAGACGGCCCUCAUGGACCGACUCCGGCCCUUCCAGGACUGCUCUGGGAACCCUGUGCCCAACUUCGGUGACAUCACGACUGUCACCUUUCCGGUGACGCCCAGCAACGCGCUGCCCAGUUACCAGUCCUCCCCCUCCACCGGCGCCCUGUCCAAUGGCUUCUACCACUUCGGCAGCACUAGCUCCAGCCCCCCGAUCUCACCCGCCUCAUCUGACCUGUCAGUGGCAGGGUCCCUGCCGGACACCUUCAACGACGCCUCCCCGUCCUUUGGCCUGCAUCCCUCCCCGGUCCCCGCGUGUGCCGAGGAAACCCUCAUGGGCAGUCUGAAUGGCAGCUCCAUGCUUCCGGAGCUGGACGGGCUGGACUCGGAGAAGGACAAGAUGCUGGUGGAGAAACAGAAGGUGAUCAACGAGCUCACCUGGAAGCUGCAGCAAGAACAGAGGCAGGUGGAGGAGCUGAGGCUGCAGCUGCAGAAGCACAAGAGGAGCGGCUGUCCCGACAAGAAGCCGCCGCCCUUCCCGGCCGCCCCCAUCAAGCAGGAAGAUGCCGUGUCCAGCUGUCCUUUCUCAUCCCGGCAAACAGCCGUGAAAAGACAGAGCACCGGCUCGGAGGGCCAGCCGCCACUGCCUCGCGAAGACGCUCAGCUCCUGCCCCUGGGGAGCACUCACUGUGCAGAGCCCUCGGGUCAGACCAACGUACUGUCUUCCACAUUCCUCAGCCCGCAGUGCUCACCACAGCAUUCUCCCCUCGGGGCUGUGAAAAGCCCACAGCACAUCAGUUUGCCCCCAUCCCCGAACAACCAUUACUUCCUUCCCCCAUCAUCAGGCGCCCAAGGAGAAGAACACAGGGUCUCCUCACCUGUCAGCAGCCAGGUGUGCACUGCACAGAACUCAGGGGCACACGAGGGCCACCCUCCCAGCUUCUCUCCCCAGCCUCCCAACCUUCACCCCCCCUUCUCUGGAGCUGCGGCAGACAGCAGUCACGGUGCUGGGGGCAAACCUUCUCCCAAAAGCCCAGGUGUACAGCAAAAGAUGGCGGGUCUGCACUCUUCUGAUAAGGCAGGGCCAAAGUUUCCAAUUCCAUCCCCAACUUUUUCCAAGUCCACUUCUGCAGUUUCAGAAAUAACCCAGCCACCAUCCUACGAAGAUGCGGUGAAGCAGCAAAUGACCCGGAGCCAGCAGAUGGACGAACUCCUGGAUGUCCUCAUUGAAAGUGGAGAAAUGCCCGCUGACGCCAGAGAGGAUCAUUCAUGUCUUCACAGAGUCCCAAAGAUCCCCGGGUCUUCUCGAAGCCCCACUGGUGCCCUCCCCAAGUCCUCGGCAGCCUUUGAACCAGCGUCUGCAGGAGGCCAGCUCUCCUUUGAUCACUUCGGUGCUGACAGCGACGAGCACCUGGAAGUCUUAUUAAAUUCCCAGAGCCCCUUGGGGAAGGUGAGCGACACCGCCCUUCUGAAAAUCGGGAGUGAGGAGCCUCCUUUCGACGGGAUGAUGGAUGGAUUCUCAGGGAAGGCUGCAGAAGACCUCUUCAACGCACACGAGAUCCUGCCAGGCCCCCUGUCCCCCAUGCAGACUCAGUUUUCACCCUCCUCUGUGGACAGCAGUGGGCUGCCCUUAAGCUUCACAGAAUCUCCUUGGGAAAGCAUGGAGUGGCUGGACCUCACGCCGCCCAGCUCCACCCCAAGCUUCAGCUCCCUAUCUACUGGGGGCCCCAGCAUCUUCAACAUUGAUUUCCUGGAUGUUACGGAUCUCAAUCUGAAUUCCCCCAUGGACCUCCACUUACAGCAGUGGUAAACACCUGAGGAAGUGCUAAGGAAAGCCAAGAGGAAUCCCACUGGGGAAAGCACAUGACCACAAAUAUUUACAUUCUUCCAAAGAAGGAGGAGCUGGAAGAGGAGGAGGAGAGGAAGAAGAGGGAGGAGGAAGAAGGGGAGGAGGAGCUGGAGAGAAUGAAAAACAAGCAUGGAGACUUCUGUGACAACCAGCAAGAACAAACAGGAGUCUUUUUUUUAAUAGAUAGAUAGUGUAAUAUUUGCCAACAUUCAGUGACUGUUAUUGAUUUCAGCAAUGCUUUCAAAAUUAUGUUUUUUCAGAUCAAGAAUGCAAAAAAAGUUUUUUUUUCUUCCAAUGCCUUUCAAACACUAAUCUUUUUUUCUAGCUUGUAUUUUUUUCAGGCACUGUUGGGGCAUAAUCUCACUUUGUAAGCUUUUCUCAUGAAUUUGUUACUCCUACCAUGGAAAGAAGUUGUAAGCUCUCUGGGGAACACACAGAAGCCAGUCCUUCAAAGGUGAUGGAAGUCAUACCCCAGAAGGCUGCUUCUCCUGUCUCCGUCACCUGCCUUUCAAAACAGAGGUCCGGGCCAGUGUCAGGUUCUUAAGGCAGAACAGAGGGACAGGACCAAUCCAUUCCCAGGGAAGUGAAGUGAACUCAGUACCCCUUGGCUACAAAGCCGCCCCCACUACAGUGACCCCAACCCUGUACCCAGGACUCCAUGUGGUCACUGAUAACAACCAACCUACCUUUGGCCCAAAGAACCCCACCUGGAAUUUCCCUUUCUUAACCAGUGGCCAGAUCACUGUCACUGUCUCCGUGGUGAUGUGUGUGCUCGGUUGCUUGGUUGGUUGUGUCAGACUCUUUGCGACCCCCUGGGCUAUAGCCCGCCAGACUCCUCUGUCGGUGGGAUUUCCCAGGCAAGAAUACUGGAGUGGGUUGCCAUGUCCUCCUCCGGGGGAUCUUCCCAACCCAGGGAUUGAAUUCCAGUCUCCUGCAUUGGCAGGUGGACUCUUUACCACUGAGCCACCUGGGAAUCCCCACCAUGGUGUUUCCCUAACCCAUUGUGAAACAGGAGAGAAUCCUAAGGCAAGAAGAGAGACAAAACCUCCUGCCAUUCUCCAGCACAACCUCCUUUAGUGUCAAAGACUAGAAACGACCAUGUAAGCAAAUCAGAAGUAUCUCUCUGGUCUCAAGAAACUGUUAUCAGGAAUAAUGCAGAUAGCACUAAAGAACAUCAUUUCAUGUACGAUGGGAAUAAACACAGUGGGUUACUAUUCAUAUAACAGGGUGAUUAUUUAUGGACGUUCGGCUUCUCUUUUUAUUUUCUUAUUGGAAGGAGGGGUUCACCUCCGUUAUCUUUCUCCCACUCUACUUUUCUUUCAAAUUCUCCAUCCGUUCUCUCCCCUCUUUUGAAGAUCUCCCUUUCUCUGCCCCAACGUUGGGAGAAGAGGAUUUCAUCCAUUUAUCAGCUGUCCUACUGCUAAUAAAACCAUACAUUAAAAACCUGAAA
Messenger RNA from Capra hircus (goat), 4939 nucleotides. RefSeq names its product myocardin (gene MYOCD). The record is from RefSeq and is a predicted model, not a curated record. The transcript is spliced from 14 exons. Gene Ontology annotation, biological process: smooth muscle cell differentiation; cardiac muscle cell differentiation. NCBI's taxonomy places the organism in Eukaryota, Metazoa, Chordata, Mammalia, Artiodactyla, Bovidae. The coding region runs from base 502 to 3450 and encodes 982 amino acids.